This is a messenger RNA of Anthostomella pinea, 366 nucleotides long. NCBI's taxonomy places the organism in Eukaryota, Fungi, Ascomycota, Sordariomycetes, Xylariales, Xylariaceae. The record is from the annotation of a GenBank genome assembly.
AUGAGCACAUCGCACAACAGUGAACAGGCAAUCACUCAUUUUCGGCUCGCGUAUGCCUCCACGGUCUCAGGCAAGGCCACGUUUGCAGAGAUUGCCGCCAUAUCACGACUCGACGAGGUGACGACCCGCCAUAUCAUUCGCCAUGCUGUUGCACAAAACAUCUUCGAAGAGCCACGCCCGGGUAUCGUAUCGCACAAUGCGGCCUCCCGAAUAAUAGCCGAAGACGAUGCUUUGCACGACUGGGUCGGAGCACAUUCGGACGAGCUGUGGCAAGCUGCCUCUCAGACAUGCAAUGAGCUGGAGAAAUGGCCAAGAUCAGAAGAGGCUCACGAAAUCGGGUUUGAAUGGUCAAUCGGUCAGGACUGA